GUAUGUCAAAUAUUCAAAAGCUCCAAGGUGUUAUUGAGCCAAAUAAAAACCAGUUCUGCAUAAAGUUAUAUAGAAAAACCUAUGUUAUUCCAACAUAUAGCAAGACUCUAGUAGCUAAGGAUCUGCUAAAAAUAAAGCAGGUUCUAAAAGGUUUGCAUGAUUCAGCCCAAGUAUCUACUGAUUUCUCUAGUCUAACUAAUAAAAAUGAUUUAAAAAAAA
Cetraspora pellucida is the source of this 219-nucleotide messenger RNA. NCBI's taxonomy places the organism in Eukaryota, Fungi, Glomeromycota, Glomeromycetes, Diversisporales, Gigasporaceae. The record is from the annotation of a GenBank genome assembly.